AUGUAACAAGAGAAUGUAGAAUUGCUUAAGCAAGCCUCACCACCACAGACACCUAAUGGAUCCAAAGAUUUUAGUUCUACUUGUUAUUUUGACUGCAGUUGGGAUAACAGAAGCUGUGCUGGCCAGUUGCUGUAGUCAAACUGGGACAAGAAUCCCCAUGAGGCUGUUGAAAAGAGUUAACAAGUUUGAGAUACAGAAAAGCAAUGGAAUCUGUGACAUCAAAGCUGUCAUCCUGCACUAUCGAAGGAAGAAAUUCUGUGCAGACCCAGAAAACAACACUUUAAAGAAGUGGAUCAGACAAAAGUCUGGAAGAGUAAACCGAAAGAACCGUCGUGGAAGGAAAAACAGAAGGAGAAAUGGGAAAAAAAGACUAGAAGCCACAUUCUACUGAGAUUAGAAGCCAUGUUGAAAUGCUUACCCAAUUUAACCUAAAGAAAAGUAGGAUGGGUUACAUUGGAUGUUUAAAAUAUCCAUGGUUACUAAGCCAAUGUGCAGUGCCUUUACAGCUUCACAGGGUUUGGGCAUUUGUAAUAUAGGGGUCUGUUCACAAAGCUUUAAAUAGAGUCAUUUAAAGAAGCCUGCUUUGAUAGAGUUAAUUAAGUUUACUAUACACAAAACUGUUCUAGACUGGUAACACAAUUUAAAAAAAUGUAUUACCCAUUAAAACAGACUUUAAAUAACUAAGAUAUAUUCACAAAACCAUGAAGACUGUUUACUACCCAUUUUGAUCAUACAAUCAAGAUUGAAGUUUGCAUUUCUAUCUGUUUAUAGUUUAUUUUCAUUUUUAACCUGUGUAACUCCAGAUCAUGUUUGUAUACUCUCUUUAAAAACAUUCCUUAAAACUUUUGUGAAUAGGGUCUACUGGACUGUUGAAUGUAAUAUUGUUAAUGAGUAAGUGUUUUAAACUUGAAGCUUCUGGGUUCUUAUGUUAUUUGCCCAUUGUUUCAGUCAGAUCCCUAAAUUAAACAAACUUGACUCCCUCCCUCAUAAAGCAGUACAUGCGCAUUGAAGUUGAACACACAAAAAAGUAAAAUUAAAUAUAUUAAUGAAUAAAAAGGCCCAGUAUAUGGUUACAAAAUGGUGGAAACCUGGAGAACAAAUAUGUUUAACUGUCUUAUUUUAUUGUUUUUUUGUGGUCAUAAUGUUUAAUGAAAAUGUGUUUUUUUUUUUUUUGUUUGUUUGUUUUGUUUUAAUAUCUUCCUUACUUUGGGAACAGGAUCUCCUUGUCAGCUGUUCAGUAGCAUGUGUUUUUAUUGUGUGUAAGUUUAUAAUGCCAAAUGAGCCUGUGGAAUAUGAAGAGAAUAAUAGCAGUACAAUUAGCAUGUGAGCAGAACUCUUACCCUUUAAUAAAUGUACAAUAGGCAUUUCACUUUUGAAUAUAUUCUGUAGUUAUAUUGAACUGAUGAUCAAAAAUAUGUGUUCAUACAAAACAAUGUAAUAAAAAUACUGGUCAUGUAUUGUAACAAAAACAAAUACUUUUGUUUGAGAAUGGAGAGCCCAUGGAGAAUGAUUUGCUCAGUUCAUCGUUAAGAAAGCAUACACUUAUGAUGAAGGGCGGCAUCUGCAUUGGAGGUCAAACUGAUCUUAUUUUGCCUCCUAAGAAGCAGAUUUACAGCUCUAUGGUACAUACUGUAAACACAGACUUAGACCCUAUAGUAAGACCAUUUGCAAUUGGCCCUGAGUUUUUUCUACUGGAUUGUGUAGAGUUGUCCUGUUUAAAGUUGAUUUUACAACCAGCUCAAAAGGGAGGUUAAACCCCACCAAUAUGCAUGAAAAUGUGUGGUGGGAUUGGCAAACUCAACAGACCCUGUGAAUGGGGCAGCAUUAAUCUUUUUUUUUUAGAAAAGAUUAAGACACUUUUUUUAAUACACCUGUAUCUCAAAAAGUAUAGUAAAUUAAGGAACCACGCUCAGCAUAUACACAGUCCAGGGGGUGUAGAUGUGCAACGGGGUAUAUAUUUUGGGGGGGGGUCUGAGUUUUACAGAAAUUGAACCCCAAAGCUAACGGUCUGACGUAACUGCUGCCUGACGUCAUGGCUAGGCAGAGUGACUUGCGAUUGUUCCAUUAAACUGAAUAGGGAGACACAAUAGUUCAGCACACACGGGUCACAUCUAUGUUUUUGUUUGGAUUAAAAGUGGUAAUCAGUGAUAAUAUUUUUUUGUGUUUGUGCCGUCAACACUGGGGAAACUAAUAUAUAUAUAAUUUUAAUUUAGGAAAUACGAUUUUCAUUUUCCACCUCUUUUGUUGUUAUGGUGCGGUCUGGAGUUCAAUGAUACUGUUCCAUUCCGCAAACGAGUGUAUGUUUAUGUCCGUACUAAAACGAUAAGCUUUUCUGUGCUUUUAAAUAAUAAAAUGUGAAAAAUAAAAGUGACCCUGUGUAUAGUGUUACUUAUUAUGCAGUUAAGAUUCAAUUAAACUGGUGGGACGCAACCUCUGGCGUGUAGCUAGUACAGCAAUUGCAAGCAGCGAACAGUACAGAUUUAUUUCUUGAGCGGUAGGUACUGUGAUCCGCAUUAGCAAAGUUU
Polyodon spathula (Mississippi paddlefish) is the source of this 2525-nucleotide messenger RNA. Its product is annotated as C-C motif chemokine 28-like. The record is from RefSeq and is a predicted model, not a curated record. The transcript has 3 exons. Gene Ontology annotation, biological process: immune response. Bases 56 to 391 code for a protein of 111 amino acids. Lineage: Eukaryota; Metazoa; Chordata; Actinopteri; Acipenseriformes; Polyodontidae. Gene Ontology annotation, molecular function: chemokine activity. Gene Ontology annotation, cellular component: extracellular region.